Messenger RNA from Taeniopygia guttata (zebra finch), 2769 nucleotides. It is a transcript of the gene KCND3, whose product is annotated as potassium voltage-gated channel subfamily D member 3. The record is from RefSeq and is a predicted model, not a curated record. Gene Ontology annotation, molecular function: A-type (transient outward) potassium channel activity; protein binding. Gene Ontology annotation, biological process: action potential; protein homooligomerization; potassium ion export across plasma membrane. Gene Ontology annotation, cellular component: voltage-gated potassium channel complex; neuronal cell body; dendritic spine. NCBI's taxonomy places the organism in Eukaryota, Metazoa, Chordata, Aves, Passeriformes, Estrildidae.
UUCUUCCUGAAUGUAGCCUCUCGCCCUGGCCAAGGUGUUGGGUGGAGGUUUGUGGUGCUGGAGGAACAGCUAGUUUUCUUGUGCAGAAGGAAUCCCUCCUGCCCUGUCUGAGCGGGAGCCAGGAGGGGCACACAGGGCGCUCCGCGACAGAGCCGCGAAGUUCAUCCCGUGCAUCCCCCCUGCAUCUCCCCCUUGGCACAUUAGCAUGCAGGGUCGGCUCUGCGCGUAUUUAACGACUCCAGUUGCUCCGUCAGCGCACACCGCCCUCCUCCAGCCGCGCUCCGCUGCCCGGAGCCCCCCGCUCCCGGCUCAGCCCGGCCGCGGCCGCCCGGCGGACCCGGGCCCGGGGCCGUGCCGAGCCGGGCUGGGCAGCGAGGGGAAGCUGCGAGCGCCGCUGGAAGGGGAGGGCGCAGCGCGGAGCGAGCCCAGGCCAGAGAGGCAGGGAGAGCCUCGGCAGCAGCGAGGGAGAAGCUGUUUAGUCAUCUCUCUAUAUAUACUUUCGCAAUGAUGAUCGCAUUUGCUGAUUGCUUCUGACUGCAUUUAGAGAGGGAGUCGAGAAGCAGGCAGCACAGCUCACCUUUUAUCCUGAGGAGUUCCCGGCCCCCUUCCUCCCCGUUCCCCAGAUUUAGCCCUGCUUCUGGGCGUCGGGUGUCCUUCCCUUCCAGAUGGAACUGCCCUGACUCCCAGCAGGUCCCAGCAGCACCCCAAGCCUCGUCUCCAGUAAGGCGGCCCGGGCUCGUCAUGGCAGCAGGAGUGGCGGCGUGGCUGCCCUUCGCCAGGGCGGCUGCCAUAGGAUGGAUGCCAGUGGCCAACUGCCCCAUGCCACUGGCUCCAACGGAGAAGAACAAGAGGCAGGAUGAGCUGAUCAUCCUCAAUGUGAGUGGCAGGCGUUUCCAGACCUGGAGGACUACACUGGAGAGGUACCCGGACACUCUCCUGGGCAGCACGGAGAAGGAGUUCUUCUUCAACGAAGACACCAAGGAGUACUUCUUUGACCGGGACCCCGAGGUCUUCAAGUGCAUCCUCAAUUUUUACAGAACGGGCAAGCUGCACUACCCCAGGUACGAGUGCAUCUCUGCCUACGACGAAGAGCUCGCCUUCUACGGGAUCCUCCCCGAGAUCAUCGGGGACUGCUGCUACGAAGAGUACAAGGACAGGAAGCGGGAGAACGCGGAGCGGCUGAUGGAUGACAACGACUCGGAGAACAACCAGGAGGGCUCCAUGCCCUCGCUGAGCUUCCGGCAGACCAUGUGGCGAGCCUUCGAGAACCCCCACACCAGCACCUUAGCCUUAGUCUUUUACUACGUCACCGGGUUCUUUAUCGCCGUCUCUGUGAUCACCAACGUGGUGGAAACCGUGCCCUGCGGCACCGUGCCGGGGAGCAAGGAGCUGCCCUGCGGGGAGCGCUACGCCGUGGCUUUCUUCUGCCUCGACACGGCGUGCGUGAUGAUCUUCACCGUCGAGUACCUGCUGAGGCUCUUCGCGGCGCCGAGCCGCUACCGCUUCAUCCGCAGCGUGAUGAGCAUCAUCGACGUGGUGGCCAUCAUGCCCUACUACAUCGGCCUGGUGAUGACCAACAAUGAGGACGUCAGCGGAGCCUUUGUCACGCUAAGGGUUUUCAGGGUUUUCAGGAUUUUCAAGUUCUCCCGCCAUUCCCAAGGCCUGAGAAUCUUGGGCUACACUUUGAAGAGCUGUGCCUCCGAGCUUGGCUUUCUCCUCUUUUCCCUCACUAUGGCAAUCAUCAUCUUUGCAACUGUGAUGUUUUAUGCGGAGAAAGGGUCCUCGGCAAGCAAAUUUACCAGUAUUCCUGCUUCCUUUUGGUACACUAUUGUAACCAUGACAACGCUGGGCUACGGGGACAUGGUGCCCAAGACCAUCGCGGGGAAGAUCUUUGGCUCCAUCUGCUCGCUCAGCGGGGUGCUGGUCAUCGCCCUGCCCGUGCCCGUCAUCGUCUCCAACUUCAGCCGCAUCUACCACCAGAACCAGCGCGCCGACAAGCGCCGGGCGCAGAAGAAGGCGCGCCUGGCGCGGAUCCGCGUGGCCAAGACGGGCAGCUCCAAUGCCUACCUGCACAGCAAGCGCAACGGGCUGCUCAACGAGGCCCUGGAGCUCCCGGGAUCCACCGAAGAGGAGCAGCACAUGACUAAAGGCACCUCCUUAAUCGAGAGCCAACACCACCAUCUGCUGCACUGCCUGGAGAAAACCACGGGAUUGUCCUAUCUUGUGGAUGAUCCCCUGUUAUCUGUACGAACUUCCACCAUCAAGAACCACGAGUUCAUCGACGAGCAGCUGUUCGAGCAGAACUGCCUGGAGGGCUCCAUGCAGAACUACCCCUCGUCCCGGAGCCCCUCGCUGGCCAGCGCCCGCGGCCUGGGCACCUCGUGCUGCUCGCGGCGCCACAAGAAGAGCACGCACCUGCCCAACUCCAGCGUGCCCGCCACGCGGCUGCGGAGCAUGCAGGAGCUCAGCACCAUCCACAUCCAGUGCAGCGAGCAGCCCUCGCUCAGCGCCAGUCGUUCCAGCCUCAACAUGAAGGCGGACGACGGGCUGAGGCCGAACUGCAAAGGCGCGCAGAUCACCACGGCCAUCAUCAGCAUCCCCACGCCGCCGGCGCUGACCCCCGAGGCCGAGAGCCGGCCCGGCCCGGGCAGCCCCGCCACGAACGCUCCCGGCGCCGCCGCCAGCGUCGUCAAGGUCUCGGCCUUGUGACCGGCCCGGCGGCACCGGGCUGCGGCGGCACCGGCACCGGGACCGGCUGCGGGACCGGCA